This is a messenger RNA of Ectocarpus siliculosus, 1807 nucleotides long. The record is from the annotation of a GenBank genome assembly. NCBI's taxonomy places the organism in Eukaryota, Phaeophyceae, Ectocarpales, Ectocarpaceae.
UUCACACCAGCCUGCCGGCAAGCACGACAGAGCGUGAGAGGUUGUAUCUGCCAUGUCCGAUUCAGAACGAAGGAAGAAGGGAUGCUGGCUGACUGACCAUGCGGCGAUUCCCGUGCCUCCUACCAAGCAAGACUUCAUACUGGCGGGAAAUCUGCUAAAACGACGAGGAGGGUUCGGAAAGAUGUCCCAGCAGAAGUGGAAGAAUCGGUGCUUCGUCCUCUUGAAAACCGGCAACUUGUGCUACUUUCAGGCGGGUUCGUUCGACAGUGUCGAUUUCUGCGAACCUCCACGCGGCAUUCUCACGCUCGACGAGGAUGUAGUAAUAUCGAAGAACACGCCACCUGACGGAGAUUUCACGGGAACCUCAUCGCUAGUCAUCCAAGGAGGAGGGCAGAGAUGGAAGCUUAGCUCGGAAGCACCGGGCGAGAUCAACCGCUGGGAAGAGGCUCUGCGAUCUUUUGUUAAAGGGUCGCCAUCGUCAGGGGGACCUACCAGAAUUUCAGACACCUCCAUGCGGUCUCCGACAUUCCGGCUUGGCACCAGCAAGAGUUUGUCGUCCCCGCCAAACGGCGUGAAGCAGAGAACACGCACACCGUCUCCACCAUCCCAGAACGGUACACGAUCACCGUCGGCAAGAGCCACAGCAGUAGUGACAGAAGAGAGCGCACAAGGGGGGACUGAUACCCGAGGCGCUUGGACGCUCGCUUGUGUGUUGACGGCGGUGGACGUGGUGUGCUACUUGCUUCAUCAGCGCGAGUUCAGCUUGAAGGUGUUCUAUGCGGCGGUGUUUACGCUGAACCUGAUCAUUGGUUGGGGCAUCCGGAGAUCCGCCGACAGGCCAGCUUCUGGAGAACGCAGCGGCACUGGGGUGCCUGUGAUUCACGGCGAUGACGUUGGGGCUCUCAGAGUUGCUUUAAAAAGGCGCUUCCCGCCCAAGAAGGACACGCCUCUUCUCCCGUUGGGAGACGGAAGGGAGAUUCCAUGCGGGGUACCGGUGGCAGGCUCCACUACACAGCAAUAUGAUGGCCCAGCCGGGAGUUUGACAGCGCCGCACCACUCAUGGAGCAAUGGGAUCGAUUCCGUCUUCCAUGUCCGGGGAAAAGGGUACAUGCAGGACAAGUUGAAGGUGUCCCCAGCCGAGUCGCUGUACGACAUGGUGGGGUUGGACAUAUUUUCUACUGAAGCAAGGGUCGGCAACAUGGCGUCGGAAGUAGUCCUGGACACCGCCACAAAAGAUCUGCCGGCAGUGUCUGUCCCGGGAGUUCCUCCAUUGCUAGUUAUCAACGUGCAGCUCCCUUCUGCCUCGCCUGCCCUCAUGACCUCUGCGGAGGAUGGGCCCGGAGUCCAGUGUGUGAUGUACUUCCGAAUGAAGGAAUCCACGGCUCGGGCAAUGGAGAACUUGGCAACUGCGUCGGAGGGCGUGCGACUGUGGGUUACGUACUGUCAGCGUGUUGGAGUUGACGAUGACUUUCAAGGUAGAUUCAAGUGCAUCGCCGUGAUCGCGAACAGCGAAAGUCUGGGUCUCCCGAGUUUCAUCACCAAGUACAACGGGAAGCCUGUACUCAUCAACAGGAGCGGCCACUGGGUGAAAGGCGAGAACUACAUUGAAAACACCAUCAACGUCCACCGGUUCAGCUUCAUCGCCAAGAAGAGUUUGCACUCUCUGAAGGGGCUGUUCAAGGACAUGGUUCUCCAUCUAGGCUUCACGGUGGAGGGUCGAGCUGCCGACGAGCUGCCAGAAUCGCUCCUGGCAUGUUCUACGUUGCACUACCCGAUGAUGGAGAGAGCAGUCGAGUUUGAUGUUUAA